This is a messenger RNA of Dujonia railenensis, 777 nucleotides long. The record is from the annotation of a GenBank genome assembly. NCBI's taxonomy places the organism in Eukaryota, Fungi, Ascomycota, Pichiomycetes, Serinales, Debaryomycetaceae.
AUGAAAGUAAUUAAGAGACCAAUGGUUGUAGCUUUGUCAACCCUAGCAGUGAUAGGAAUGAUUUCGUUCAUGUCUUUCUCAAACUCUGCCGCAUUGGGUGACGUCGCUCCAGUUACACUUAACAAGUAUUCAGCAGAAAACCAGAACUCGUUUAAAAUACAGAAUGAAGACCAGAAAAUCGUAGAGUCUGAACCGGAAAGUGAACCUGAACCGGGCGUGAUCAGAAGACCAAAGCAUAAGGAUAACAAGCAUUCGUCUUCGUCGUCUUCAGACAACCUGAAGGCCGCGGUAGGUGGUGAGGUUGAAGAUGGGACACCAUCUGUAGGAGAUUUCACAGAAACUCCCUUCAUGCCCAAAAUGGCAAACGAAACAUUAAAAGCUCAACUUGGUAACGCCUCGUGGAGAUUAUUCCAUACUAUCUUGGCAAGGUACCCUGACGUACCCUCUGCGCAAGAACAGCUGACCUUGCAACAGUACAUUCAUUUAUUUGCUCAGGUGUACCCAUGUGGAGAUUGCGCAAGACACUUCCAGAAAUUAUUAGCAAAAUACCCACCACAGACCAAGUCUCGUAAAAAUGCAGCCUUAUGGGGAUGUGACAUACACAACAAGGUGAACGAAAGAUUAAGUAAGCCAGAAUACGACUGUACUAAGAUUCUCGAAGACUACGAUUGUGGGUGUGGAUCUGAUGAAAAGGAAACAGACCAUACCUUAGGAAAUGAAUCCAUGGACCAUUUGAGAAACGUUGAAGUCAACAACGAAGGGAAACAGAGAGGCUAG